CCGGCUUCGGGUGCCCAGCGUGGAACCUCUUUGCGUUGGCGACGCGGGGCCCAGGCCGGUGGUCGCUAGGCUGUGUCUUCGAAUCUGCAGUCCGGAUGGAGCCGCAGCUCCCGGUCGGAACCCAGCCCCUAGAUACUCUCCGGGGAUUAGAACUGAGGGGUCCAGUCCGGGAGCCCUGCACCCUGAUUUUAGCGCAAAGGAACGGGCUUUAUGAGUUAAUAAUCCAGUCACACCAGAAGGAACAGCGUGUUCAAGAUAUCAUUUCUAUAAAUAGUCAUUUUAAGUGUGUUCAAGAAGCGGAAGAAACUCUUUUGAUUGAUAUAGCUUCAAACAGUGGCUGCAAAAUUCGUGUUUAUGGGGACUGGACUGGAGAGCGCCGCUUUGAAAUUCCUGAUGAGGAACACUGUCUAAAGUUCCUCUCAGAUGUUCUUGCUGCUCAGGAAGCUCAGUCCAAACUUCUUAUUCCGGAGCAAAAAGAAUCUUCCAGCUGGUACCGGAAAUUAGAUACUAAAGACCAGACAUCUGAUUUUAAAGUAUAUCUUGGAUUUGAAGAUAAUUUUACAUCUAUGAAUUUAGACAAGAAAACAAGUUUACAAAAUCAGCCUAUAGGAGUUCAUCGGGAACCUCCACCACCGCCUCAUUCCAUAAAUAGAAUGCUUCCCCGUGAGAAAGAAGCUUAUAUCAAGGAGCAGCCCAAAGUGACCAAUACCAUGAAGAAGUUCUUUACACCUAAUACCACUGCUUCUGGCCAGCGGGAGGGUAUCAUUAAACAUAUCUUGGCAAAGCGAGAAAAAGAAUAUGUCAACCUUCAGAAUUUCAGAUUUUUUGUUGGAACUUGGAACGUGAAUGGCCAGUCUCCAGAUAGUGUAUUAGAACCUUGGCUAACCUGUGACUCGAACCCUCCUGAUAUCUACUGCAUUGGAUUUCAGGAGCUAGAUCUAAGUACGGAAGCAUUUUUCUAUUUUGACUCUGUGAAGGAACAGGAAUGGACCAUGGCUGUGGAGCGGGGUUUGCAUUCUAAAGCCAAGUAUAAGAAAGUUCAGCUAGUCCGCCUUGUUGGGAUGAUGCUCCUUAUAUUUGCCAAAAAGGAUCAGCAUCGAUAUGUCCGUGACGUUGCUGCCGAAACCGUUGGAACCGGAAUCAUGGGGAAAAUGGGAAACAAAGGCGGUGUCGCUGUGAGAUUUGUAUUUCACAACACUACCUUUUGCAUCGUCAAUUCCCACCUGGCUGCUCAUGUGGAGGAUUUUGAAAGGAGAAAUCAAGAUUAUAAGGACAUUUGUGCCCGAAUGAGUUUUGUGGUCCCAAAUCAAACUGCUCCACAAAUGAACAUCAUGAAACACGACGUUGUCAUCUGGCUGGGCGACUUGAACUAUAGACUUUGCAUGCCAGAUGCCAAUGAAGUGAAGAGUCUUAUUAGCAAGAAUGACCUUCAGAGACUCUUGAAAUUUGACCAGCUAAAUAUUCAACGCACUCAGAAAAAAGCUUUCGCUGACUUCAUUGAAGGGGAAAUAAAGUUUACCCCCACUUACAAGUAUGACUCUAAAACAGAUCGAUGGGAUUCAAGUGGAAAAUGCCGAGUACCAGCCUGGUGUGAUCGAAUUCUUUGGAGAGGAACAAAUGUUAAUCAGCUUCAUUACCGGAGUCACAUGGAACUGAAAACCAGUGACCAUAAGCCUGUUAGCGCCCUCUUCAAUAUUGGGGUGAAGGUUGUAGAUGAACGAAGGUAUCGGAAAGUGUUUGAAGAUAUUGUACGUAUUAUGGACCGAAUGGAAAAUGACUUCCUUCCUUCCUUAGAACUCAGCAGGAGGGAGUUUAUAUUUAAGAACGUGAAGUUUCGGCAACUACAAAAGGAAACAUUUCAGAUCACCAACAAUGGACAGGUUGCCUGCCAUUUUUCUUUCAUCCCUAAACUUAAUGACUCACAGUACUGCAAACCAUGGCUUCGGGCUGAACCUUUUGAGGGCUACUUGGAGCCAAAUGAGACAAUAGAGAUUUCCCUCGAUGUAUACGUCAGCAAAGAUUCCGUGACCAUCUUGAAUUCAGGAGAAGAUAAAAUUGAAGAUAUUCUUGUCCUUCACCUGGAUCGAGGCAAAGAUUACUUCUUGACCAUCAGUGGGAAUUACCUCCCCAGUUGCUUUGGUACAUCCUUAGAAGCUUUGUGCCGCAUGAAAAGACCAAUCCGAGAAGUUCCUGUUACCAAACUCAUAGACUUGGCAUUUAACACAACAUCUAUAAGGGUCAUUGGAUACUACUCAAAGGAAAACGUCUUUGAGAGCCUAGUUUGGCAGGAAGACACCGUAGGGGAUAAUGAUGGAUCCUCUGACCCACAGUGGUCUGAAAGGAAAUUCCUUUUCAUUCCAGAGGGACUUCCAAAUGAAGAAGACAGCCUUCCAGAAAAGAAGAAAUCCCUUCUGCAGAUGGGUCCCUUGGAUGAUGGUGCCAGCGAGAGACCCCUUCAGAUUCCCAAGGAGAUCUGGCUUCUGGUAGAUCACUUAUUCAAAUAUGCCUCUCGACAAGAAGACCUCUUCCAGACCCCUGGACUGCAGGACGAGUUACAGCAGAUCAUUGACUGCCUGGAUACCAGCAUUCCCGAGAAAGUCCCUGGUAGUAAUCACUCCGUGGCUGAAGCGCUGCUCAUCUUCUUGGAGGCCCUACCAGAGCCUGUUAUCUGUUAUGAGUUGUAUCAGCGGUGCCUCGACUCUUCUCAGGAUCCCCGCAUCUGUCGACAGGUGAUUUCCCAGCUUCCAAGAUGCCAUAGAAAUGUUUUCCGUUAUUUGAUGGCAUUCCUUCGAGAACUCUUAAAAUUCUCCGAACAUAACAAUGUCAACGCUAACAUGAUUGCUACUCUUUUCACAAGUCUUCUCAUGAGGCCUCCACCCAACCUUCUGGCAAGACAGACUCCAGGUGACCGCCAGCGUGCUAUCCAGUUCCUUCUGGGUUUUCUGCUUGGAAGUGACGAAGACUAAGACUCUUCCCCUUCUACUCUCCAAGAUUCUAGAGGCAGAAGACCUUUUGCACCAAGUAUUUUACAGUAAUCUGAAAAGCCGUUCCACAGAAAGGAGUCUCAAAACUGUUGGCAUGCAAAAAGCUCCUGUUUCUAGUACAAAGCAAAGAGAGUUUCCUAACCCCACCUUUUCCGUAUUCUACACAGCAAAAUACCUUUAGACUUAUAUUGCCAAGCCAAAGUUACCGUAUUUUGGUGUUUAUGUGUUUUCUCUUUAUAAAACAAAGAGAUCUGUAUUUACACUCCUUUACCUGGGGAUGUGUUUGUUGCCCUCCUCUCCUGCCCAGCUGUCUGAUUAAUCCUUUGCACCCAAGGUCUAGAUUCUGAGAUGUUCCUGUUCUAGACCUACAAGCACUACUUAUAGCUCAGACUGGUCCAUAUCCUUCACCUAACACACUUUUGCCUCCUCCCUCCCUGCACUACCCCUUUGCAUUCCACCCCAUUAGUUCCGAUCAUGCCAAAGGACGUCUGAAUCAGGCUAGUGAGUCUUUGGGUGUCCUCAACAGUGUGACUUAACUGUCUACAUGUGGUUGUUACAGGCGUUUGUGCAUUACUACUAAAUGGCCUCUGUAUGCCUUUGGGUGGAACCAUAUCCUGUAAAUAUCCUCUGCUACCACCAUUAGUAGCAGAGCUUUUGAGAGCUAGUGAUCAUGCCCCAUUGAGAGAAUCACAAUCAUAGUGGAAUCACUUUGAGCAUUUCAGGAGUUAGAAGAAUCAUGCUUGACAGGUCUUAUUUCUCACCAUCCCUUUCUGUUCCUAUUCCAAUUUGACAUGAUAGGUAUCCCGGGUGUCUCUGGCACCAAUCCCCCCACCUAGAAAUCCAUCUCAGGAGCAACACUUUACACUACAGUAAAAAACAAAGCCUGCGUCUGCAGUGGGCCUCUUGAGAGAUGGUCCUUCUGGUAGUGAGGGAAUUGAAGUCCCCUGAAGUGUCAGGGGGGGUAAAUCCACUCUCCCUCAGCAGAGCUGACUCUAGGUACUUCAGCCAGCUUCCAGCAGCUCUGGCACCUUAUUCGAUGCUUUCUAAAAGAUACUGGGCAAUGGACCAACCAAGCAUCUUUCCGUCCCUCCCCAACCUUCUUGCUCUGUGGUAGCCUUUUUGUAAAUUUAUAUUGGUUGGAAAACUAGCCAACAAUCACUGCACCAAAGCAGUUGACUUCCUCUUGGUUUUCUUUCAUCAAAGCCAACCUGAGUCAACUCGCUCUUGCCUAUUAAUAUUAGCUCCAAGGAGCUAACGUACAGACUCUCUGGCUGACCUUGAGCAUUGACUCCCUACUCUUCUAGAGCAUUUAAGGAGAGAGCCAGGGCCACAUCACCACCAAAUGGGUUCUCCAGUUCCAUCUCCCCAUCAGUUGAGUUCUUGGAGUUAGAAAGGAUAUAUAAUCCUGUAAUAGAUGAUUCAGCUCUCCGCUGAUGGGAAGUUACGGAAUUCAGAGUCAAGUAACUGUUGCCAAAUCGCUGCAGAUCUGACAGAUGAGGGGCGAGGUGUUGAAUUAAUUAGUUAACAGGUGACUU
Suncus etruscus (white-toothed pygmy shrew) is the source of this 4519-nucleotide messenger RNA. It is a transcript of the gene OCRL, whose product is annotated as OCRL inositol polyphosphate-5-phosphatase. Lineage: Eukaryota; Metazoa; Chordata; Mammalia; Eulipotyphla; Soricidae. Bases 96 to 2966 code for a protein of 956 amino acids. The record is from RefSeq and is a predicted model, not a curated record. Gene Ontology annotation, cellular component: cytoplasm; membrane. Gene Ontology annotation, molecular function: phosphatidylinositol-4,5-bisphosphate 5-phosphatase activity; inositol phosphate phosphatase activity. The transcript has 26 exons. Gene Ontology annotation, biological process: signal transduction; phosphatidylinositol dephosphorylation.